Molecule: messenger RNA, 3839 nt
Organism: Pimephales promelas (fathead minnow)
Lineage: Eukaryota; Metazoa; Chordata; Actinopteri; Cypriniformes; Leuciscidae
Source: RefSeq, a predicted model, not a curated record
AGAAGAAGAAGAAGAAAACUAAAGCAACACCUGUCCACACCCAAACCUGUCGCUCACUGGAAUUGAUUUCAUCUAUGAUUCAGAAAACAUGUCUACAAAUGUCGAUUUAGCACAAUCCCUACCAAAUAUAAGACUGCAAGUGAUGCUGAAGGAUUGAGUGUUUUCUGAUCAGUUUUCAGGGUCAGUUUAGCUGCAGUAUGUCAGAGGAAAGAGGAAAGGACUCUCUCUCUCAGAUGAGUCUCUCAGAGAAACACAGUGUAAGAUCAGGCUCACAUGUGUCCAGCUCUGUGUCUCUGAAGAGUGAUCAGUCUAAAGAAGGACUUUUACCAAAGUUCAGUGAGAAAACACCAUCAUCUAAUAAAAGUGUAAGAUCAGGCUCACAUGUGUCCAGCUCUGUGUCUCUGAAGAGUGAUUGGUCUAAUGUUCUUCCACCAAACUUCAGUGAGAAAACACCAUCAUCUAAUAAAAGGCUUCAAUAUGAGACAUUAGACUCAGACCUUCAGACUCACAGGAAACACGAGAAUUUCAAAGACAAUCUUCUUGGGAUCUUCCAGGAUCUUGAGAGGAAAAUAAUCACAUUUCUGAAGAAUGAACUGGAGAAGUUAAAGAAAAUAUUACAACAUGAGAACACACAACACUUUGUGAAGGACUUUAAUGAGAACAGAUCCAGUAUCAGAGAAGCCGCUCUUGAUCUCACACUACAUUACCUGAGAGAGAUGAAGCAAGAUGAAGCUGCUGAUGCUCUAGAAGAUGAGCUGUUCUUCAUUCAUCAGCUGAAAUGUGGCCUAAAGAAAAAGUAUCAAUGUGUGUUUGAAGGAAUGUCGAUGCAAGGUGACUCCACACUCCUGAAUAACAUCUACACAGAUCUCUACAUCACUCAGGGUGGCAGUGAACAGGUCAAUACUGAACAUGAGGUCAGACAGAUUGAAGUUGCUUCCAGACGUCAUGAAGCACAAGAGAUACAGGUUGAAUGCACACAUUUGUUUGAAGCGCCUGAACAAGACGAGGAGAUCCGAACUGUACUGACAAAAGGAGUCGCUGGCAUCGGGAAAUCAGUCUCUGUGCAAAAGUUUGUUCUGGACUGGGCUGAAGGAAAAGAAAAUCAAGAUAUCAGCUUCAUAUUUCCUCUUCCAUUCAGAGAGAUGAACUUAAAGGAGAAAGAAAAACUAAGUUUGAUGGACCUUAUAACUCAGUUUUUCCCAGAGACAAAAGGACUGAACCUUACAAGAAGGAAUCAGUUCAAAGUGCUGUUCAUCCUUGAUGGACUGGACGAAUGUCGCCUUCCUCUGAAGUUUGAUUGUAAUGAGACGUGGCGUGAUGUAUCAUCACCAGCCUCUCUGGAUGUUCUCCUAACGAACCUCAUGAAGGGAAAUCUGCUUCCUUCUGCUCUCGUCUGGAUCACCAGCAGACCAGCAGCUGCCAGUAAGAUUCCUCCUGACUGUAUCGACCGGCUGACAGAGAUACGAGGAUUCAGCGACGCACAAAAGCAAGAGUACUUCAGAAAAAGAUUCAAGGAUGAUAUUCAAGCCAACACAAUCAUAGAUCAUGUUAAACAAUCAAAGAGUCUCUUUAUCAUGUGCCACAUCCCAGUCUUCUGCUGGAUUUCAGCCACUGUUCUCCAGAACAUUCUGGAGGAGAAGAGAAAUAAUGAUGUGAGAAACACUCAGGCUGAUGAGAUCUCUAAAACACUGCAGGAAUCAAACACUGAAGACACUCCCAAGACUCUGACACAAAUGUACACACACUUUCUCCGCUUUCAGAUCCAGCAGAGCUGCCGGAAAUAUGAUGGAGAAUACACACCAGAUGUUUCCUGGGAUAAAGACACCAUCCUUUCACUGGGGAAACUGGCAUUUCAUCAGCUGGAAAGAAACAACCUGAUCUUCUAUGACACAGACCUGGAAGCCUGUGGUCUUGACGUCUAUAAGGCAUCAGUGUACUCAGGCAUGUGUACCCAGAUCUUUAAGAAGGAAACAGGGAUCGUUCUUGGUACCAUGUACUGCUUUGUUCACUUGAGCAUUCAAGAGUUUAUUGCAGCCCUUUAUGCACAUCUGUUUCUAGACAUCAACAAGACAAGUGUGUUUGAUCAUGAGUCUACAGAACAGAAAAACAGAAAUGAAACCAUGAUUGAUUUUCUCAAGACUGCAGUGGACAAGGCGCUGGAGAGUGACAAUGGACACCUGGACCUUUUCCUUCGAUUCCUCCUCGGUCUGUCACUCCAGUCCAAUCGACGACUCUUACGAGGUCUGUUAACACAGCGAGACGGCACUGACCAGAGCAACAAGGGGAUAGUUCGACGACUCUUACGAGGUCGGUUGACAAAGAAAGACGACACUGACCGGAGGAACAAGGAGAUAGUUCAGUACAUCAAGCAGAAAUUAGAAGCUAAUCUUCCUGCAGAGAGAUCCAUCAAUCUGUUCUACUGUCUGAAUGAACUGAACGACCAAACUCUGGUGAAUGAGAUUCAGACCCACCUUAGCAAAGGAAGUCUCUCAUCUGGUGACCUUUCACCUGCCCAGUGGUCUGCUUUAGCCUUUGUGUUGUUGACAUCAGAGGAAGAGCUGGAGGAGUUUGAGCUUCAGAAAUUCAAGAAAUCAGACGAGUGUCUCAUCAGAUUAUCGGCAGUCAUUAAAGCCUCCAGAAGAGCUCUGUUAAAUAAUUGUAACUUAACAGACAAAAGCUGUUCAUCUCUGGCUGCAGUUCUUGGAUCAGACACCAAUCUGAAAGAGCUGAACAUGAACAAUAAUAAACUGCAGGAUUCAGGAGUGAAGCUGCUCUGCACUGGACUGAAGAAUAUAAAGUGUAAAUUGGAGAUACUGAGGUUAAGAGACUGUUAUAUGACAGAUGAAGGUUGUUCUGAUGUGACUUCAGCUCUGAAAUCAAACCCGUCACACCUGAGAGAGCUGGACCUGAGCGAGAAUAAUCUAGGAGACUCUGGAGUGAAAACCCUCAGUGAUCUACUGAUGAACCCACAAUUCAAGCUGGAGAAACUACAUCUGUUUGACUGUGGCAUUACAGAUGUUUCUUCUUUAACUCAGUCUUUGACGAACUCAAAAGCUCUGCAGUUUUUAAAAGAGCUUGAUCUGAGUUUCAAUAAGAUCGGAGACUCAAAGCGGCGGCUCAGAGACGAGCUACGAGACUCAAACUGUGUCCUGAGGUGAGGAAACAUCACUGAGAUAUUAAAGACAUCUUCAUUUACCUCUGAUAUGUGAACAAUCCUUUCAAACAUUCGUGAAAGGAAAUUAUCAUUAAGAUUUGUUGCAACAAAGGGUUUGUGUGAGAACAUAAUGUGAAGUUAUUGAAAUGUUGAACACAAAGGAGGAAAGAGAAGAAAAGCUCACUGUCACAGCUUUAUACAUCAACACCUGCUUUAUGAACUGUGUCAGUAGAAGUGAAUCAUUUGAGUGUGAAACAGACUUGGUCAGAUUGUAGGAAACGCUGCACUCCUGCUAAAAUCAGUGCAGUUCCAGCUUCAGCUCACAGCGUCCAGCUCACAUGAGCAAUGUCUCUGUCUCUAGUGUGUUUUUACUGUGACAAGCAACACGUCACACUACUCGACACUUACUUUACUCUCAGUUAUUUACUAAGAGCCUACAAACAUGUUUAAACUAGAGGACAAACGGCUUUAACUAAAGGUUUGUGUUUAACUCAAAAUAACAUUAGUAUUUGCUCGCUGUGGUUUAUUCCAUACGCCGUACACUCAUUAGUUUCUCCUUUACAGAGACUCAAUAGGAGUCACACAGACACACACAGACACACAUAUGAACAUGAUUCAGGCUUUACAUCUAUUAUAUUUAAAAACACAAAUAUCUCUAUCCAAGAUCAUGUAAAGUCAGUAAUUA